This is a messenger RNA of Miscanthus lutarioriparius, 1278 nucleotides long. The record is from the annotation of a GenBank genome assembly. Lineage: Eukaryota; Viridiplantae; Streptophyta; Magnoliopsida; Poales; Poaceae.
AUGGGUUCAGAAAACGUUUCUCUAAAAAUUAAGAAGAUCAGAAUAGUAGGAUAUGAGGAUAAACAGAAGCAUGAGGAUGCACAUAGUUCAAGUAAGAAGAGGAAAACCACAGAUUUAGGUCCCACAUGGACCGAGGUUGAACUUAUGUGGUUCUAUAAAGCCUACCAUACACAUGGAGAAGACUGGAAAAAGAUCAGUGCAGUGGUAGGUCAUAAAACACCAGACAUGGUAAAAGCCCUCUACUCUAUGCAUCAGACUUUCUUAUCUCUUCCAAAACAUCAAGCUACUGCCACGGGAUUUAUUACAUUGGUAACUGGUCAUCGAAAUGUUUUGGAUUUAUCCCCAAGUCAUAGAGCAAACAAACAGACACACAGAGCAUCUGGGAAGGCAAAGAAAUGUGGAGAAGCUACUCAGCAGAAAGCACAUGAAGCACCUCACCUUCGCGACUCCUAUCAUGCAGGGACAAUUUCUGGGUUUUCACCUUCCUUCAAGAAUAGAUACUAUGGAGAACUGGUUACGAACAGUCAAAGUCAUCCUGUUGGGAAUCGUAUCCCUCGGAUACCAGUUUUAGCUCCUACGGACAGGAGCGCUACUGAUGAUGCCACAUCAGAACUUAAAAACGCCAUCUGCUCUACAAAAAGGAAUAAUGACAGGGUUAGUAACGAUUGUGCUAAUUUUUCGAUUAAUGAGUUUUCCCUUGAUGGAAGAUCCAGAAUCAUGGAAUCAACUAAAGGUGUCGAAUAUCAGACUUUCUUGACUAAAGGAACUGGAGAUACUGAUAUAUUUCAGAAUCAGCAACCUUUGAAAAGAAAAGGAAUGGACCAAAUUAUGGACAGGGGUCAGACCAGUACAGCUGGGCAUGAAACCUUAAUGGAGGUUAGAGAAGGGAACAAACCUGUUGGAUUACUCAAAGCAGAACAAAUGUUUGAUGAGUACAUUUCUUCAGAUGAUAUGUUGAUCUUAAAUGUGUUUCAGAGUCUGGUAAGUGCAGCUGAUAAGAUGUCAAAAGUCAAGAUUAAUUUUCCUUCAGGUACACUUAGAAGUGAGACUACAUUAUCUGAUACUGAUAGGAAGGAUGAAGGGAUUUCUCUGGUUGAUGUAUCUAAACAUGGGAAGCCAGUUGAUGAGUGCAGCGCUUAUAAGGCCAAUAAGAAAAAGCACACUGAGUUAUUAGAUGCAGAGGUGCCUGCUGAAGAACAAAAUGCAGCACAUUCUAUUAAUAUCACUGAGGAUACCCUGAAUUCUGACUCUGCAAGAGGAAUAGGAGAUUUACUAUAA